UCUCACACGCUCUUUUAAGCACUUGAUAAAUAUAUCUGGGAAUAGAGCAGCAAACCCCAGUUAACAUCCAUGCCAAUCUGCUCAAAGUUAAAGGCACAGUUUGCCCAAAAUCAUCAUGUUGUUCCAACCCCCUUGACUUUUGGAACAUGAGGAUCUCUCCCCAAUAAAAAAGAGACUGAACUGAGGAAGCAAGUUCAACUUUGAGAAAGAGGAGGCUAAAGAAAACAAGACAGAUAUGCCACAGAACGUGGUGCUGGACGGGUCAGCCCCUUGGGGAUUUCGGCUUUCAGGAGGCAAAGAUUUUAACCAGCCGCUGACCAUAACUCGGGUGACACCAGGCAGUAAGGCAUCUCGGGUCAACCUGUGUCCAGGAGACAUCAUCCUGGCUAUCCAGGGAGCGUCCACUGAGGGUAUGACUCAUGCUGAAGCUCAGAACAAGAUCAAAGACUCCACCAAUCAGCUUUUCCUCAAGAUAGAGAGGCCAGAAACUAAAAUGUGGUCACCUCAGGUUAUAGAAGAAGGGAAAGUGAACCCAUUCAAAAUCAAUUUGGAGGCAGAGAAGCAAGAGUGUAAACCUAUUGGCACAGGUCAUAACAGAAGAGCACAGCCCUUUGUGGCUGCCGCCAGUCUGGAUGACAAAACGCAGGUGGUGAGCUCCACCUACAACACUCCCAUAGGCCUCUACUCUCAAGAUAACAUCCAGGAUGCCCUGCAAGGACAGAUCCAGGGUCUGGUGCAUGAAAAGCCUGAGGGCCCUAAACCCCUGACGUCUAUUGAAGACUCUCAUGUGUACCGUAUGCUCCAGGAGAACCAAGAGCAGCCACAUGAACCACGUCAGUCUGGAUCGUUUAAGGCCCUGCAAGACUUUGUGGAGAGUGAUGGCACGAGGCCUAUGGUGACUAGAAGUGUAAAAGCCCCAGUGACAAAGCCCCAAGCCACCACAUCCUCACUGCAGAAGCUGCCUCUCUGUGAUAAAUGUGGCACUGGCAUUGUUGGACCGGUGGUGAAAGCUCGGGACAAGUACCGCCAUCCAGGCUGUUUUGUGUGCUCAGACUGUGGCUUGAACUUGAAGCAGAAGGGCUACUUUUUCGUGGAGGGACAGAUGUACUGUGAAGCCCAUGCUCGAAUGCGAAUGACCCCACCUGAGGGACAUGAUCUAGUUACUGUAUAUCCUACUGCUUAGAGGGACGGACAGUUGAAAUUAGACAACUGGUAUUGUUUGCGAUUAUUGCUUCUUGAUAUUCCGUUAUUCAUUUCUUCAUUUUUGUUUAUAAAGGGAAAUACAAGGCCAAUUUAAAGCCGUAUACACCUGGCAUUAACACAUUUUUAGUGAUUGAAUCAUUACCACAUUACUGUUUACACCUGGUAUUAACAUGCAUUAGGCAUUGCUUCGUUCACUGUGGUUCAGGUUGCAUUCAGGAUGGAUUGAUUUAAAUGCAAUGUUUCUGACUACCCCUGUAUGGUUCACUGAUACAAUUUCAAAACGUUUUAGAACCCACAAAGCACUUUGAGCACUGAAAACUUGUGAUCUGAUCACAAAAAACGGAUGUUAAUGCCAGGUGUAAAAGGGAUUGAAGCUCUUUCUUAAGGCCUUAAUCUAGUUCUUGUUGAAAAGCUGUUAGUCAACUCUCUCAUUUCUCACAUAUUAGCCUUCUGUGCAGAGCAAAUCCUAAAUUUAGACACAAACUAAUCCCUUUAGGUUUCAGUUAUUCUCAAAAUAUGAAAGAAGGGGAAUUUUGCUUUUAAUACAGGUUCAAAUAUGCCAUAAUCUAUUAAGUAUUCUAUAAGUAUUUUGUAAU
Sinocyclocheilus anshuiensis is the source of this 1799-nucleotide messenger RNA. Its product is annotated as PDZ and LIM domain protein 3-like. The coding region runs from base 236 to 1183 and encodes 315 amino acids. The record is from RefSeq and is a predicted model, not a curated record. Gene Ontology annotation, cellular component: filamentous actin; stress fiber; adherens junction. Gene Ontology annotation, biological process: muscle structure development; heart development; actin cytoskeleton organization. The transcript is spliced from 8 exons. NCBI's taxonomy places the organism in Eukaryota, Metazoa, Chordata, Actinopteri, Cypriniformes, Cyprinidae. Gene Ontology annotation, molecular function: actin binding; muscle alpha-actinin binding.